AUGCAUACAUGCAUCAGACCCGAAGGGCCCUUUGCUACUCUACCCAAAGAACUCUACAUCACCAUAUCCGACUUUCUCACAUUGGCCGACUUGAACGCUUUCAGCCGCUCCAGUAUAACAGCCCAUACCCUCCUUAAUACUACACUUUACAAACGUGAUGCAGCCUCACCAAACCCUAAGUCCCUCUUUUGGGCCUCAAUCCACAACAACCCCGCGACAGCCCUGAAAUCCCUCUCCGCAGGCUGUGACGUCACUUUAAAGACCGACAUGGACACCCGCCUAUCAGGCUGCACGUCAAUUCUCUUGGCGUCCUUCUAUAACAGCCUUGCCGUCCUUAAAAUUCUCCUCUUAGACGACAACGCCAACCCAAAUCUCCGAGAUCGAAAAUGGAUCCGACCCCCGCUAUCCUGGGCCGUCAAAGGAGGCCACGCAGAGAUCGUGCAAGCGCUUCUGAAUGACAGUCGCACUGAUGUCAACCUGCAGGACAAAACGGGCGAUACAGCACUAAUGAUUGCUGCCAACUUUUGUCCUCGGAUGAUGGAAUUCCUUCUCUGCUCUCGGCAAACCGAUCCGCGCAUUGCGAACCGACAGGGCUGGACGCCGCUCGGACGUGCAUCACGCGAUCCAGAUGCCGAGGUGGGGUUACUGCUUGCUCGGCAUUUGCAGCUGAUUCUUAGUGGAGAUGACGAAGCAACUCAUUGUCAACAGGUGUUUCACUAUGCGGCUGUCAUGGGUCAUGUGGACAUAGUGCAGUACCUGGUAAAAUACUUUGGGGAAAAGCUUGAUCCUAAUGCCAAUGGUCAGCAAUUUGGGCGUGGGGCAUUCUCAAUCGCGGCGGCUAAUGGGCGGGUGGAUGUUGUCAGAUUCUUAUUGGAGUGGAGUGUGACUGAGCCAAAUCUGCAGACAGAUUGGAAGAGGCAAACCCCCCUGUUUACUGCCGCGGAGGAGGGAAGAGAGGAUAUUGUAGAGGUUUUGAUUGGAUGUGAUAGGGUUGGGUUGGAUAUUGCCAAUAUGCAAGGGGCAACGCCGCUGGGAGUUGCGGCAGACAAGAAUCAUGCGGGGAUAGUAAGGCAGUUACUUCGUGCGUCAAGACCUGUCGAUCCCAACGCUUGCGACGAGAACGGCCAGACGCCGUUGCUCAAUGCCGCUUUCUACGGCUAUCUAGAUAUCGUGGAGUUAUUGCUCGGCGUAGUUGACAUCGACCCACAACUAAAAAACAGCGAGGGAAAGACACCCUUGGGGGUUGCGCUGGAGAGAGGAAACCAGAGCGUCGUGCAAGCACUGCGAAGUCAUUUGACGAAUGAAUAA
Molecule: messenger RNA, 1308 nt
Organism: Penicillium salamii
Lineage: Eukaryota; Fungi; Ascomycota; Eurotiomycetes; Eurotiales; Aspergillaceae
Source: the annotation of a GenBank genome assembly